GGGAUUCCGUCUCAAUUUUGAGUAUUAUCAUAAAUAAAUUAAAAAUUGGCAAUAAAGUUACUAAAAGGAGGGCCAUCAUGAUACAAUUUUGAGUAUUAUCAUAAAUAAAUUAAAAAUUGGCAAUAAAGUUACUAAAAGGAGGGCCAUCCUUGAUCAUGGAGACAUGGAGUCAUCUCAAAAGAAGAUGGAGAUAGGAUCAGUGGACCACCAUCCUCGACCUCGACUCUCCCCCGGGUCCUUCCAUGGGCUGGGACUGGACGCAGAGAAGCUGUUGGCAUUCCGGGAGGGACACCCACUCAUAAAUCAUCCAUUCAUUCACACCUUCCCACUGCUCUAUACCCCACCACCCACCCCCACGCCCCUGUCUCGCUGCACUCCAAAGUCUAUCCUGUUUGACGCCACUGCUCCACACAGUCCAACAUUCAACAACACAUAAAAGAAAAAGUUGCUCAAACCCCGGAAUUUAAUACUAUUAUUCUGUCUUUCUUUUCUCUUCUCUGUGUAAUAGAUUCAAUGAAUCAUUGAAUAUGCACGCAUCCUGUGACACAGAACUUUGAACUUCUCUUCUCCGAUCUCUCCCCACCCUUCUUUCUCCAUAAUCCUUUUUCUUUUCUGAGCCUUCUCUCUUCCUAGCUGGGUGUUGUGAAAUUUGGGAAUGAUUGAUUGUUCCAAGCCCACAACAGAGACUAUUGCAGUUCGUUUCUAUAUUUAAGCGCGAGAUACUAUUCUCUACCUUUUUACACUCGACCCAGAACUUUGCCCUUGACAAAGAACUACCAUCAUCUUUCUGGCCAAAAUGUGAUCAGACACUUUUUCAUUGAAAUCAGAAUAUUAUUGCAUUUCAUCAUGAAGUACAGUUGAAGAUAUUGUAGCACUGCAACUGAAGUUGAGAGGCUGCUCCGUGAUAUUCAUCAUACUCCAGCAGGAGCAUUUGUAUCUGAUUCUCUAAUUGAAAAAUAUACCACAAUAGAAAAAGGAAAAAGUUCAAGUUGUAGGUCUUAUGAUGGCACAUAUUGCAGCAAAUCAUUUUAAUGGAGGGGCUCAUCAAGGGUCUUCAAGUGAUGCAUUGUACAAGGAGCUAUGGCAUGCCUGUGCAGGACCACUUGUGACAGUUCCUCGUGAAGGGGAGAGAGUAUAUUAUUUUCCACAAGGUCAUAUGGAACAGCUCGAAGCAUCUACCCACCAGGGAAUAGACCAGCAGCUUCCUUCAUUCAAUUUACCGGAUAAAAUUCUGUGCAGAGUGAUGAAUGUUGCUCUCCAGGCUGAACCUGAAACGGAUGAGGUGUAUGCUCAAAUAACUCUGAUUCCUGAAACAGAUCAAAGUGAGGUCACAAGUCCCGACCCUCCUCUCCCUGAAAGUCCGCGAUGUGAAAUCCAUUCAUUUUGCAAAACACUCACUGCAUCUGACACAAGCACCCAUGGAGGAUUCUCUGUUCUUAGGCGACAUGCGGAUGAAUGUUUGCCCCCAUUGGACAUGUCUCAACAGCCGCCGUGGCAGGAACUGGUUUCUACUGAUCUGCAUGGCAAUCAGUGGCAUUUUCGUCACAUCUUCCGCGGUCAACCUAGGCGUCACUUACUCACAACUGGGUGGAGUGUUUUCGUUAGUGCAAAGAAAUUAGUAGCUGGAGAUGCCUUCAUAUUCCUCAGGGGCGAAAAUGGGGAACUUAGAGUUGGGGUACGGAGGCUAAUGAGGCAACUAAACAAUGCGCCGUCUUCUGUUAUAUCAAGUCACAGCAUGCAUCUGGGAGUUCUUGCUACUGCUUCACAUGCCAUCUCAACAGGGACUUUUUUCUCUGUUUUUUACAAGCCAAGGACAAGUCCGUCCGAGUUUAUUGUGAGUGUGAACAAAUAUCUUGAAGCGCAAAAUCACAAGUUUUCUGUUGGAAUGAGGUUUAAGAUGGUGUUCGAGGGCGAGGAAGUUCUGGAAAGAAGGUUCAGUGGGACCAUAAUUGGCGUCGGAGAUGAUACAUCAUGUAGAUGGGCUAAUUCGAAAUGGAGAGCUUUGAAGGUUCAAUGGGAUGAGCCAUCAUCAAUUUUUCGUCCUGAAAGGAUAUCCCCAUGGGAGAUUGAACCCCUUGUUGCAACAUUACCACCACACAAUCCCCAACCUCCUCCAAGGAACAAACGGUCACGCCUAGCAAUUUCAGCUUCACCCGCACAGGAAUUUCCUGCACAAGGCUCUGACAAUCUAUUCCCAAGUACAUGGAACACAAUUGCUGAUUCUCCUUUGCCAUUCUCACGCUGUGAUCCACCAUCAAAUGUGAUGGAUAUUUAUCCGUCAGUCAAACUCUCUCUUGAUUCAAAUGCUAACAAUCCAGCAGACUUAACCGCACCAGCUACUGAAAAGAGACGGGGUGGCUGCAAAUUGUUUGGGUUUGAGUUGCUGGACCACUCAACCGUUGAAGACACGUCACCUGUGGCUGCACUACCUCAAGCUAUGGUGGAGACUCAUCCAAAUCCGCCUUUUGAUACUGAAUCUGACCAGAACUCUGAACAUGAGAGAUCAUCGCUGAGAUCAACCUACGAAUCCCAGACCAAGCAAAUUAGGAGCUGCACUAAGGUUCACAUGCAAGGGAAGGCAGUUGGGAGAGCAGUAGAUGUGGCGGGAUUCGAUGGGUAUGAAGAUUUGCUGAAGAAAUUGGAAGACAUGUUUGAGAUUAAAGGUGAACUGUGUGGAUUAGUAAAGAAAUGGCAGGUUGUGUACACAGAUGAUGAAGAUGACAUGAUGAUGGUGGGAGAUGAUCCAUGGCACGAGUUCUGCCUCAUGGUCAGAAAAAUCUUCAUCUACACAACUGAAGAAGCCAAGAUGCUUUCACCAAAGAUAAAGCUUCCCCAUGCUAAGGAAGUUAAAUUAGAAAAUCAAAUUUCAGACCCUCCGAGUUGCACCGAGGAAGAACAUGAGACGGUCAACCCUUAACGUGAGUGCUUAAUCGAGCGGAUGGAUGUCAUUCCCUCAAGGAAACAGUUGAGAGGACAAUGUAAGAUAAGGACUCCAACACUGGUAGUAGUAGUUUUAGCAGUGGUAGUGUCUUUGUUUUUAUAUAGUUUUGCAUGUCUGCCUUCACCUCUAUUGUGUAGAGCUGGAUAGGUGGGUAGUUCUUAUCUUUAUUUAUUUUUUCAAAUUUGGAGGUGGUGGGGGAGGGGGGGUAAGUUUUUCUGCAUAUUUCCAGUGUAAUAAGGCUUUUACUCGGGAUCACUGUGUAUGUAAGUAUGAUCUUGCAAACAAACUGUCUGUUUAGCCUCUUAAUAUAAAGGAACUUUUCUUGCUUUUCUUUUGACUUAUCAUUUCUUUGCUGUCCUUUUGUGGACACUUGCUUGUGCGUUGCCAUCUUUUCCCAUCAUUUUACGGAUUUGUUUGGCGUCACAUUCAG
Messenger RNA from Cuscuta epithymum, 3371 nucleotides. The record is from the annotation of a GenBank genome assembly. Lineage: Eukaryota; Viridiplantae; Streptophyta; Magnoliopsida; Solanales; Convolvulaceae.